AUGUCAGGUAGUAAUGCUACUAAUAUACUACCGCCUAUUUCAUCCAUAUCUGCCAAAACUGCUGACCCCGAUAUUAUACCAGUGGUUAACCAUGUAUCCUUUGAUGAUUUAAUACCAACCCUAACAGAUGAUCAAGCUAAUUUGUUAUUGAAAAGUCAACAACAGUAUAGCCUCAAAAAUAUCCCGCUAUCUCACCCUUUUCUGCAUGUUCCACCACAAAAUAAUCCAUUUUAUUAUGCCAAAAAAAAUAGACGAUGGAGUAGCGGUAGUGUUGAUUCUGUAGGGACACCAUUGGUUAAAAGUAAAAGUAGCAUACCCAACAGUACUGGAAGUUCCAAUAAUAAUGGUAAAAGUGUUAAGAAUCACAGUAGUGACCAACUUAAAGAGCACAAGAGUAGCAACAGUAACAGAUUUGAUGAUGAUUUUGGAUACGCACCCACCAGAAGUAUUACACAUAAUAUAGCAGAUGGGUUUUAUUAUUUUUCUGGGAAUGGCAAUACUUAUAAUAAUAAGGGCGCCGCUGAUUUGGGUUUGAAUAAAAUCAGUGGAGGUAAAAGAAUUAAUAAGCAUAGCGGAACUCAUAGUUUUAGUGAUAGUUAUGAUAGUUCCGACAAUUCUGAUCCAAGUAGCAACAGUAUAUCUUUAAUAUCAGAUGAUGAUGAUAAUGACGAUGAUGAUGACGAUGAUGACGAUGAUGAUGAUGAUGAUGAUGAUGAUGAUGAUGAUGAUGAUGAUUUUGUUGAUAGUUUGGUCACGUCUAGUUAUGGUAGAUUACCCCCACCGCCUACUAGAUCCUCACUAAAACUAAAUACCCCUGGUAACAUGGUGCAGUUUCCAAAAAAUCCGGAAACCACCAUGAGGUUUACAGAGGAUCCAGAAGCUACUAAGAGAAUCACAGAAGCCAACACUAAAGUGAAUAGUGGUAACAGCACAUUUAUAUCUACUGGAGCAUUUUCAAAUUUAAACGAAAUUGAAGAUCAGCCUAAAAAGAAGAAGGAAGAACAAGAGAAGGCCAAACUGAAGUUAACCAAUAUACUUUAUGGUAAUAAUAAUAAUAAUAAUUCGCGGAAAAAGAAAAGGUUGGUUGAUAUGACCGACGAGGAAAUUGCAGAAUUAGAAAAAAGGUUGGCAAAUAGUGGUAGUAGCACAUCUGAUACCAAUAAAUUAAGUAAUUUCCAGUUUAAUCCUGAUAUGAUGCAAGAUGCUAAAUUCCUACUAGCUGACUCAGAUAGGCGGAGACAAGCUAAAGAAGUAUUACAAAACAUUGAGAAUAGUAUUAAUAAUGGUUCAGCAACUGGCACCCAUGGUAACAAUAAUACAACUUCAUUGAUUCCUUAUCCUACCAGGCCAUGUGUAGAUCUUAAUGCUGUAAGCAUGUCAAUAGAACACCCUGAGUUUCAAAAUAUAAUAAAAAAUAACACCAAAAGAACUAUUUUAAUAUAUAUUAGUGGCAGAAUACAUACCUGGACAAGUAUAGAUUGGUAUAGUAAUAACAAUAAUGGUAAAAAUAUUGAAACCAUUGCAAAUAGUGGUGAUCACAUUGUUCUAUUUAGUACAAUACCAUCCGAUAUAUUAAUAAAUGGAGAUGAUGGUGGUACUUCAGCGAAAAGUGGUACUGCUAAUAUCCCUACCCUUGGUACUGGCGGUGCCUAUGAUAAAAACAAAAAAACAAGCAAAAAGAAUCCAGGGAUUAUAAUAAAUGACCUCGAUUUGACGAGCAGAGAAAUAAUACGUCAAAUAAUGAAAUUGUAUUAUGAUAAAUUGUAUUUGCAAAAAAAGAUUGUCAAGAUAAGUUUUGAAUUGGUUAAACAAAACGAAUCGUUAAAGGAUAUUUAUGCCAAAUUGGAAUCUUUGUACAGACCCGAUUUACAAAUUCUGACUUCAGUCAGUUUAAAUUAUUUAACUAUUAAGUUUAAUAAUGGGAAUGUGAAGUUGAGCAACUUUGUCAUUAAGCAUAGCAAUGUACCCACAAUAUUAAUACAACAUGAUUAUUUUAAACCAAUUGUUAUUGCUGCUGGCAAUACUAAUACAGUAACAAGUGUGGCAAAGGGCCAAAACAAGAAGAAAAUAUCAGCUGAUUGGUGCGAUACUUUAAUUAAGGAAACAUGUAAUAACCCAUACGAUAUGGCUAAUAGCGGCACUAGUAUGGCUGUUAAAGAGGAUGCGGAUGACGAGGUAAUGCAGUAUAAUCCAUUUAAUAAUGAUCCUAAUUUAUCAAAAAAGAAACGUAGAUUUGAGAAGUAUGGUUAUAUAAGACCAGAAUGCAAUUUUUAUAGUGGGGGAGUCAACACAGUAGCAAGUAACGAUGGCAAUAAAAACCAAGAUUUAUUAUUGCCUUCAUUGACCAAAAGAAGAUCGAACAGAAGCGUAAUUGUUCGCGAUGAGGACGAUGAUGAUUAUAAUAAUGGUAACAAGGCUUAUAAGGUUAAAUCACUGAUUAAUGGUUAUUAUAAUGAUGAUGGGAGUAAUAAUGAUAAAAACAAUAUUUCUAUUAGACAAACCAAGUCUGCUACUAUGGCGUCACCACUUUCCUCAAACUCGUUGGCACCAAACUCGGCGGGCGGGCACAAUCAUGUAAAAAGGAACAAGAACAAGAUUAAACCCAAGAGUAAGACUUCUGCGGCUAAAAGCAGUGAAAAAAAGAAGGGACUGGGAUCGUUUUUGAAAAAGACGUUUAAAAUGAAGUUUUAA
This is a messenger RNA of Saccharomycodes ludwigii, 2691 nucleotides long. RefSeq lists its product as uncharacterized. Bases 1 to 2691 code for a protein of 896 amino acids. The record is from RefSeq and is a predicted model, not a curated record. The transcript has a single exon. Lineage: Eukaryota; Fungi; Ascomycota; Saccharomycetes; Saccharomycodales; Saccharomycodaceae.